Molecule: messenger RNA, 4256 nt
Organism: Belonocnema kinseyi
Lineage: Eukaryota; Metazoa; Arthropoda; Insecta; Hymenoptera; Cynipidae
Gene: Upf3
Product: regulator of nonsense transcripts 3A
Exons: 6
Coding region: 132-2042 (636 amino acids)
Biological process (GO): positive regulation of translation; nuclear-transcribed mRNA catabolic process, nonsense-mediated decay
Cellular component (GO): nucleolus; cytoplasm
Molecular function (GO): mRNA binding
Source: RefSeq, a predicted model, not a curated record
UUUUUUUACUUGAGCGUGCCGGGACCAUGGUUUGUUGGAUCAUGCUGAACGUGUAAACCGUACAAGUUUUUCCAUGGGUUUUCUAUUCGUGAAAAUUGAAAUCCAGAAAUUACUUCAAGCUAAAGUGUUUUAUGGUGGGAAAAGUAAUUAUUACUUUAGCAUAUAUUUAUUUUCAAAUCAGUAUGACUGAACAGACUCAACAGUCCGAAACCGCACAAUCGGAUUCGUGCAACACAAGUGUUGCAGGCACGUCAAAACUAAGAGACAGUAAAAAAGAGAAAUGUCGGCCCAUGACGAAGGUAAUAAUACGUCGUCUGCCACCAUCGAUGACUCAAGAGCAAUUUAUGGAACAGAUUUCUCCACUACCGGACUAUGACCAUUUGUACUUGGUUAAAGCGGACAUGUCUCUAGGGCAAAAUGGAUUUUCGCGGGCUUAUAUAAAUUUCGUUAAUCAACAGGAUAUAUUUAUAUUCCGCGAGAAGUUCGACAACUACGUAUUUGUUGAUGCCAAAGGUACCGAAUACCCUGCAGUUGUAGAAUUUGCCCCGUUCCAAAGGCUGCCAAAGAAAAGAAUGGGCAAAAAAAAGGAUCUUAAAUGUGGCACUAUAGAGACUGAUCUGUACUAUAUUAGUUUCGUGGAGAGUCUAAAAACUCAGGAGAAUGAAACUGGAAAUAAUCAACCCAAAACGGAAUAUUCAUAUCAACCUACUGAUGACACCCCUAAGAAAAUAUCAACUCCAUUAUUAGACUAUUUAAAGCAACGGAAGCAUGAGAAACAACGACUUAGAGAAGAAAAACGCGAAGAAAGGCGGCGUCGAGAUUUUGAUAGGCGACGCGCAAAUGAGCUUAACGUACCUAAGGUUUUGAAAAAUACAGAAUUUGCAAAAGAAGCAAGUAAAGACAAAAAAUAUGAUAAAGAAAAGAACGUGCUGAAAGAUCUGAAGCUCCGCAAUAAAAAGGAGGACAAGUUUCGUGACAAGCCGUCGAAGGAACGCGAUGGGAAAUUAUCUACAAAAUCUUACAGGGACAGAGAAGAGAAAACUAAAGAUAGAGAUAUAAAGCACCAUAAUAAAAACGAGGAUAAAAAGUUUUAUGCAAAGAAGGAUGAGAGAGAAAGCUUUAAAGAUAGAAUGGAGGAAAGGCGAAGUGACUCUCGAGAGGAGAGGAAAUUCGAAACUAAGGAAGACCAGAAUGAAUUCAUGGAUCGGAAGUUGGUGGAGAAACGUGGAAAAAGUUAUGAGAAAAUGAGACAAGAAAAGAAAAGACUCUCGGAAACGAAGAGACAAAGUAUUGCUGGACAUGUUGCAGAUUGCAUCUCGGAAAAAACAAAAAAGGAAGACUCUUCCAAACAGCAUAAGAUGUCUGAUGAAAAUGAAAUGAAUGAUGUGCAGAAAGAUAAGGAACAUAAUGGUGUAAGAUGCACUGUUGACAAAAAUUACGAUUAUGUUAAAAUUUCCAUGAAGAAAGAAAAGGAAGAAGAGAAACUUAAAACUAUCCCAGAUGAAGUUAUCAUUCCUCAAAAAUUUGACACAGUGUACGAAUUGCCAAAAGAGAACAGCUUAACGGGUGGCGCAAAAUCUAAAUCCAGUGAAUAUCUAAACAAGGAAUUUGAUUACUGCGAAAUAAAAAAGUUAAAGAAACAGGCGAAGGUCGUAAAAAGAAGAAAUUCUCUUGAAAGUGGUGGAGAAAGUGGAGGAGGAGAUGGCGCUUGUUUGAGAAGACACAAAUCUUUAGAUGGCGCAGACCAUAGUAAUUUACAGAAGCACGAGAAAGAUGAAAAAGAUAAAGAUAAGAAGGAUCCUAGAUUGGAACGACGAAUUAAGAAUAAGGAUCGUCCUGCGAUGGAGAUUUAUAGGCCUGGAAUGGGGAAGUUUAGUAAACAACGGUUCGAACGAGAGAAGUCUAACAAUGAUGAUCGAGCCUCCUCAUUUGAAAAUCCUACGCCUAUUUCGGGAGUACCAAUUGCUUCUAAAUCUAAUAAAUCAGGAACGGAAGGUCGCUGUACGUCUUUUAAAAGAAGCAUUAGUCGGGAGAACCCAUAGUCAACCUACUUUCAUUUUUUAUUUUUGUCACGGGAAUGUAAUUUUCAGCCAGAAAGAAAUAUAAGAUAUUGUCUCAAAGCAGAAAAAAUAUAUGGAACUGAUCAAGACGUGAUUAAACCAGGAAAAAUGGUGCAACUUUUUCAGUGGCUGUAAAUUAUUAUUUGGUUUAUUCGCCGCAUUAGUUAGAAAUACUGCGAAGCUGCAAAAAUUAAGGAGCAGUAUGGAACAAAGGCGCUGAAACGGUACUCUGAGAACCGCAAUUAGAUCCAAACUGAAGAGAACGAUAUCAAGGUUUAUGAAUUAAUGUUUCUGUUUGCUAAAUUUUUUAGAAGAAAAUUAAAGACACAGUAGUAACAAGUCGAUUUGUGCAAACAAUUAUUCAUUAACAAAAAGGCUCAAACAUAUUGUGAAUCCAAAAAUCAGUUAUAAAUUGGGAAAGAAACAACCAAGCCAUCCUCACUCUCAUUUCCAUUUUCUUCCACCGUCUUUUUUAUACUACUUUGGGAACAAUAUGUUUCGAGACCAGUUUAGAUAUCAUCAGAGCAUUCUUUAUAGGAUACUACAAGUAAAUGUUUCUAUCAUAUGCUUAUUAUUAAUCAUCUAUGUAAAUAUGAGCUUGAAUUUUCUUAUCAUUAUGGCAUUUACAUUUUUAAAAAUAUUUAAUGUACAAUUUCUUGUUAUAAGUGUCAAUCCGUAAUACUUUGGAAACUUUUUAUGUAUUUUUAUAAUUGUUUAAAGUGAAAGAGAUUAGAAUUUUCAAAUGUAUUUAUACCCUAUAAAAAUUUCAUAAAAUUGACAAAAGCAUGUCGAAAUUUAUUGCAUGUCAAACGAUCCCAUUUUAAAUCAAUUGCAUUAUAUUCCUUUCUCUUAAUGUAUAAUAUUUCUAUAAAUUUUCUCCUUCUUUGGUUCCUUUCAGUAUAUAAGAUUUUUAUAUUGUCCCAAUCGAACUCAUGGCCAUGUGUGAUUCUAUGUUUUGACAUAACGCUAUGUUAUUCCUAAUUUCUUUAAAAAUUAAUUUGCCAACUCCUACACAGAAAAAAGUUCAUUAAUCUUUCCUGAAUUAUUUCUAUAGUCAGGGAUAAGAGCUAAUCUUGAACAAAUGUCAGAGAUUUUGUAUAACUCUUAGGAUUUAAUUUAAAACAAAUGUGGAAUAACUCUACAAGAGUUCUCUCAACUUCAUAUUGAACUCCGGUUUAAAAAUGUAAAUAAAAUAUACGAAAAAAUUCAUAAAAAAACGUUGAAAACCUUCGUAGAAAUCACAUUUGGGGUAUUGAGAAUUUGUGAUCACGUAAGUAUAAGGUCUAGAUACCUCAAUUCUGUUAAAUUUAUAGCAAAAGUCUUGAAAACAUUAUGAAAAAUCUCAUAAAAAUUCAAUUCGAGGUAUCGAAUGUUUGUGAAGUAUUUCAAUAUAAGAUCUAUAGACUUGAGUUCUAUAAAAUGUAGCUAGAACUCCCUACUGCUCGAAGGUAGCGAAAUUCCCCGCGUCCCUCACCCCGGCCAAAGCAUUUGUUUAAUGUUUUACGGGUUUAAAGUAGAAGUUUAUUAGUGAGGAAUAUUAAUAAUAAUAUUAAAUCGAAUUAAAGAAGGAGGACGAGUAAGUAUCGGAAAAAUUAUUGCAUUCAUAAACUUGUUGUUAAAAAGCUUCACGAUUGCUUCUUUAUAAAACACCUUCACGCGUACAAAGUAUUCAGGCGGACCGAAUCCAUUUCAAAUCAGACAGAGACUUGAAAUCGCAGAAUCUCUCGAAAGCGAAAUAUGUUGCUAUUAAGAGGAAAUAAGGCGAUACGUAUUUUUCUGAUUUGCAAACAGAAUUUUUUCUAAAAAGUUAUGCGUAUUUGUAUUUUGUGCAUUGUUUUUCAAAAAAACAGAAUGUUUUUCUUUAUACUCUGUAACUUUCGGCCUAACUGAGAUAUUAAUUAUUUUCUUUUUGAUUCUAAUAUCGCUUAAAGUUUUGUUUCAAAAUCCACCGGAAAAUUGAGAAAAGGUUCAAAAUCAACAAAAUGGUAGUGGAUAUUCUGAAAAAAUUAAAAAUCGAUUUUCUCAAAAAACCCACCUUUAAAUUUUCUGUCAAUAUUUUUUUGAUUUUGUGCUUUUAUAACGAAGAUAUCUUAUAAGUUUGAUGCUUGCCCAAUAACUUUUGUAGCUGUGAGAAUUCUUUUUUGUUACAAUCGAAUUUUCUACUUUUUCUUGGAAACAAUGAUAGAUACGAAAAAA